Messenger RNA from Drosophila eugracilis, 447 nucleotides. RefSeq names its product cuticle protein 12.5-like. The transcript has 2 exons. NCBI's taxonomy places the organism in Eukaryota, Metazoa, Arthropoda, Insecta, Diptera, Drosophilidae. Bases 83 to 412 code for a protein of 109 amino acids. The record is from RefSeq and is a predicted model, not a curated record.
AAUAGUGAUAUGGAAAGUGUUAAACGACAUCAGACAAGUUCAAGUUUUCGAACAGAAAGCAACAAUCAAAUAAACCAUCAAAAUGUUCAAAUCCGCUAUUGUCAUCCUGGCCAUCGUUGCUUGUGUUGCCGCCAAACCAGGAUUCCUGGGUGCUCCUCUGGCAUAUACCGCUCCUCUAGCCUACACUGCCCCCGCAGCUGUCGUGGCUGCUCCUGCUCCAGUCGUAACAGCCACCAGUAGCCAGGUGAUCGCAAGGAACUUCAAUGGAAUCGCUGCUGCUCCAGUGAUUGCUCCUGUAGCUGCUCCAGUGGUCGCAAAGUACGCAGCUGCUCCGCUGGCGUACUCCUCCCCGCUAGCUUACACAUCUCCUUUGGGCUACAGUGCCUUGCCAUCUGCUCCAGUUCUUCUCUAAGAAGCUGUAAAAUAAAAAAACAAAUCGAACUCGAA